GCCGUGUGUUCAAGGUGUAUCAGUGUAAUGAAUUCACUGUUUAAGAUAUUAUAAUGGAUACUGAUAUUGAUCAUCAUCAUAUUAAAUCCAUUGAAUUCAAUAAUGUUAGUACAAUUUGGACAAGAUUAAUCUCUAAUGAAUUAAAUUAUGUACAAAAUAAUCCUAAAUUAUUUACUCAUUUAUUAAAUAAACAAAAUAUUCAUAAUGAUGAUCAAAUUAAGAAAUUAGCAUUACAAGCUAAUUCUACACAAUUAUCUGCUUCAUUUUAUUAUCGUAUUGUUAAUUAUAUUAAUGAGAAUGCAACAAAUGAUUUACGUCGUAUCAUAUCUUUUAUAAAUGAAUUUGACAAAGGUAAUAUUUGUAUGAAAAGUACUAAAAAAGCUCAACAUUAUAGAAAAUUAGGAAAUGAUUUAUUCAAGCAAGGUAACUUGAAUGCUUCAGCAACAGCUUAUCGAACUGGUUUACUUCAUGCACCUAAUGCAUAUUUCAUGUCAUCGACUAGUCAAAAUGAUGAAUUUUGUUUAGAAGGUGCAUUGUUGCACGGUAAUUUAUCUGUUGUACUUGCACAUCAACAAUUAUGGUCAUCUUGUUUAGAAUCUGUACUAACUGCAUUGGAAUUACACUUGAAUGUGACAAAUAUUCAGAAUUGUAGUAAUAAUUCACCAGUAAUUCGCUUAAAAACUCGUUUCGAUCAAUGUUGUAAACAUUUAAAUUUACCUACACUUAUUGAAUGGAACUCUACACUUACAUCAUACAAAUUACUGGAAAUUCAUACCAAGCUUAUCUCUUUACUUAAUAAUGAGAAUAAAAACAAUGUAAAGAACCAUUGGGAUAUCCCAACACCAAAAUACGAUCAUAACCUUUUGUACCAUGGGCUUUCAAACGGUGUACGUAUUGAUACAAAUCAUGAAAAAGGCAGACAUAUCAUCGCUACUGAAUCCUUUGAACCAGGCGAUAUUAUAGCGGUUGAGCCUGCUGGUGGAUGGGCAGCAAACAGAAAUGCACACUCUUAUGAUAAUGAUAAUAAUAAUCGUAACACAUUUGAAUAUUUACUACUUCUACCAUCACAACGGAUGAAUCAAUGUUUGAAAUGUUUUAAUCAACUAAACUCCGUUGGUUUUGUCUGUCCGUACUGUUGUGAUGCUGCGUAUUGUGAAUUGUCAAAUAGGACUAGUUGUAAUUCUUACUGCGCAAAAAUUUCAAAUCCUUCAUACUUAUUUCGUGAUUUUCAACAACCUGCUUGGCAUCUGGCAGAAUGUCGAUUUAUGUUUAUUUUAAAUUCCAUUGGAUUGGGUCAUUUAUGCUUUCGUCUCGCAUGGCUUCGUCAACGCUAUCAUCACUCAUCUUCCGACGAAAUUAUCAAUGAUAAUAAUUCAUAUUUUACUACUGAUCAAUUAAUUGAACAUUUUACAAACUUUCACGUUGAUGAAUUAUUCGAAUAUGCACUUACUGGUUGGUUAAUAUCGAAACUUUUAAGCUAUAAUAAUAAUAAUGAUAAUAAUAAAACAAAUUUGCAAUCGACUAACAAUGAAUUGAUCCAAGGUCUCUGGUGUUUCGACACGUUAAGACGUCUUCAGUGUAAUGCACACGCUAUCACUGAAAUCCAGGUCAAUGAUCCUGAUAUUCAAACAUGGCUCCCUUCGGAUCAAAUAAAUGUUAAUGAUGUUAAUGAUCCGAAAUUAAUUUAUCCUUUGAUUUGUAAAUUGCAACAAAUUCGCAUUGCAACUGGCCUAUUUCCAUGUGUUAGCUUGUUAAAUCAUUCAUGCGAUCCGAAUACCAUUCAUGAUUUUCAAAAUUCAUAUUUAAUUUUACGUUGCUUAAAACCAAUCCUACCUAAUACUGAAGUAUUUCAUUGUUAUGGCCCGCAUUAUUUACAUUAUCCAUCAAGUGUUCAACGUGUAACACUUCUUCAACAACAAUAUUUCUUUAUAUGUCAUUGUGAACAUUGUGAUAAAUCUGUUCAAUCUUCAUCAUCAUCAUCAUCAUCAUCAUCUACUUUAAGUAAAGAUCAACAAAUGUCUAUUGUCCCAACUAAAGAAAUGUUAAACUCAUGGAAAGAUGCUGUUGACAAUCUUUUACAAAUACCUUGGCAACCUAUACAAUCAUUAGAGAACUUGAAAAAUUCUAUACAAAUUAUACAUAAUAUUGCUACAAUGAAUUCAACUAUUUCAUGGUGGCCAUUAGAUAAUAAUUUAGGUAAUUUAUAUGAUACUUUAGGUAGACAAUAUUUAAUUCAAUCAAAAUUUUUAAAAAAGCAUACAAAAUUUAAUUUAAAACAAACGAAUUGGUUAUUUAUACAAAAUAUUGGUUUAUGGUGUUUAUAUAAAUCAAUUCAAUGGGUUCAAUUACAAUUCGGUAUGAUUAGUUGUGAAUAUUUAUGGGAAUUAAUAAAUUAUUUUAAUUUAUUUAUUCAUUGUUUUAAUCGAUUGAAUACUACUACUAAUACUACUAUUACUAUUCCUACUACUACUGCUACUACUGCUAUGCCUACUACUAAUACUCCUCCUCCUACUAUUACUACCAUUACUACCACUACUACUACUACUACUACUACUACUACUGCUACUACUACUACUACUACUAAUCCUACUACUACUCCUACUCCUGCUACUCCUCAUCCCACUACUACUACUGCUACUACUCCUACUACUAGUACUACUACUAAUAAUACUCCUACUCCUCUUACUAAUAUUACUACUCCUACUACUAGUAAUAAUAAUAAUACUAAUAAUAGUAAUGAUGAUCUCUAUGAAGAAUUUAUAAAAUUUAAUGAUGAAUUAAUUAAAUUACAAAUGGAUUCUAUUACAUUUAAGGAUCAUGAUUCAAUUUUAUCUGAGAUCAUUCAUAUUUCUACUAUAUUAUAUGGUUCUGAUAAAACUCAUAUGAUUAUGAAUAAAUUUUUACAUAUAUAAUAUGUAUCUUUAUUCAAUUAUAAUGUAUAUUGAUGUAUUAUUAUAUUUUGUAAUGCUAUGCGCC
Messenger RNA from Schistosoma curassoni, 2976 nucleotides. The record is from the annotation of a GenBank genome assembly. NCBI's taxonomy places the organism in Eukaryota, Metazoa, Platyhelminthes, Trematoda, Strigeidida, Schistosomatidae.